GUUCAAGCUUCUCUAACUGUCGUGCAUGUCAGCGAGCAGUUGCUGUGUCUAGACAAUUCAAACAGGUACAACAAUGUCCAGAAUCAUAGAAUGCGUGCCAAACUUCUCAGAAGGUCAAAAUAAAGAUGUAAUUGAAGCCAUUGCCAAUGCCAUUGGGAGUACAGAAGGUGUAUCAUUAUUAGAUGUGGAUCCAGGCAUUUCUACGAAUCGUACCGUCUAUACGUUUGUAGGUACACCAGAUACUGUAGUGGAAGGUGCACUGAAUGGUGCCAGGGUUGCCUACCAGCUGAUUGAUAUGACUCGACAUACAGGUGAACACCCUCGAAUGGGUGCUUUGGAUGUAUGUCCAUUUGUUCCUGUCAGAGGUGUCUCAAUGGAAGACUGUGUGGCUUGUGCCAAAGAAUUCGGUGAACGAUUGGCUGGAGAGUUAGGAGUUCCAGUUUAUUUGUAUGCUGAAGCGGCAACCGAAGAACAUCGAUUGACACUGCCCCAGAUUAGAUCUGGUGAAUACGAGGGUUUCUCUGAUAAGCUUCUAAAGCCUGAAUGGAAGCCAGACUUUGGUCCAGCUGACUUUGUACCUACAUGGGGCGCCACGGCAACUGGAGCCAGGAAGUUCUUGAUUGCUUACAAUGUGAAUUUAUUAUCUACCAAAGAGCAAGCUCACAGGAUUGCAUUGAAUAUCAGAGAACAAGGAAGAGGGCCGGAAGAGCCAGGAAAACUCAAGUGUGUUCAAGCUAUUGGUUGGUAUUUGGAAGAAGCUAACAUGGCACAGUUAUCCUCUAAUUUGACUGACUUUGAAGUGACUGGUAUGCACACUGUAUUUGAAGAAGCCAGUGAAGAAGCCAGUGAACUGAAUUGGGCGGUUUGUGGUUCUCAGAUUGUUGGAUUAGUUCCACUGAAAGCUAUCUUGAUGGCUGCUGAUUAUUACAUGAAAAAAGAAAACCUUUUCAUCCUUGAAGAAGAUCAAAAGAUUAGACUGGUUGUUGAUAGACUUGGUCUCAAUUCAUUGGGUUCAUUCAACCCCAAAGAAAGAAUCAUUGAGUAA
Molecule: messenger RNA, 1045 nt
Organism: Saccoglossus kowalevskii
Lineage: Eukaryota; Metazoa; Hemichordata; Enteropneusta; Harrimaniidae
Product: formimidoyltransferase-cyclodeaminase-like
Molecular function (GO): transferase activity; folic acid binding
Source: RefSeq, a predicted model, not a curated record